This is a messenger RNA of Schizophyllum commune H4-8, 1366 nucleotides long. RefSeq lists its product as uncharacterized. The coding region runs from base 149 to 985 and encodes 278 amino acids. NCBI's taxonomy places the organism in Eukaryota, Fungi, Basidiomycota, Agaricomycetes, Agaricales, Schizophyllaceae. The record is from RefSeq and is a predicted model, not a curated record. The transcript has a single exon.
GCGGAAUCGGCCGUUACGAAUUCGCCUUUCGCUACCUGAGAAACCAGGCGUAGAAGGCUGGCAAAAUUCGGAGAAGGCGUUCCGCGCCGUCCUACCCUUUCAUACACAAUGGGAAAGACUAGAGCUGCGACUAAGGAUGUUCUUACCCAUGGAUGUCCUCGACGAAAUACCAUACGACGCUUUGGAUAAGCUUCAGUCGCUCUACAUCACCAUCCCCGGAACUCUUCUCACAGCGUGGCCGCAUCUCCGCCGCAUCCUCGAUAGCGCACCAAACAUCGAGCGUCUCGGGCUGGAGGCUGACCUCAGUGAGCAUCUGCCUCCAGGGUCGUUACCCUUCGCAGGCAUCCGGAUACUGGACGUGCAUAACGUCGCGCUACCGGUUAUCGACUGCCUCCGCCUCCUCGAAGCAGCACCAGCACUCGAUAGCCUCAUGAUUCGCAUCGCAGUCGCAGAUGCUCCUCUAUCACUACCAUCCGUCACGCACACCACGCUCAAACUCCUCUCCGUCUACUCCAUCGCCCUUGACGCCGACGCGCUCUUCGACGCGGUCACGCUUCCGCAGCUCAUCGACCUUACCAUCAUCUGCGGCCACCGCAUCCCGCCCGAGACGACCAUAUCCUUCUUCGCACGCUCGCGCUGCGCCCUGCGCCGCCUGCACCUCUGCACGCCCGUCGACGACGCGGAGACGCUCGUGCGCGUGUUGGAGCCCAUAUCCGCGACGCUCGAGAUCUUCCACCUAGGCCUCCUAUGCGACGACGCGAUGUCGAUGGACGCGCUUAUCGAGCGGCUGAUCAUCCGGGAUGAUGCGCAGGAGGUCUUCUGCCCGCGGAUACAUAGCAUCCUGCUCGGACCGGGGAGCAAAGUGAAAGAGGAGACGGCGAGCGCGUUGAUGGAUACCAGGACGCGCACGGUGCACGCGGGCGUGGUCAAGCUGGAAGCCGCGCUCGUGCAUGUGCAGACUGUUCGCGACGCUCCGCCACGAUAGCUGCCGAUUGCUUUCGCUAUGGCUUCCUCCCCUCGCCGCGAGCGCAUCGCAGGCAGCGUCUUCUGUCAAACCCACUUGGUAGUCAUGGGAAUCGCCGCAUGCACGACAAGUUCCCGACCGAGCACACGAAAGUGUACCAUCUCUACCGGCUGGCGAAGAAGCGGAUGACUGGGCAACGUCGAGGGAAAGGUGGGCAAUAUGUGCGAAGGCCUGCGCUUGAGGAUGUGCACCACCCCGAUGGUGCAACAGAUCAAGACAUACCUUAGGUCUCGAGCCUGUAUAGUGGUACCGCGGGUUCCCCAUUGUUUCCAUGCAGAGCGCCCGACUGUAUUGAGUGUGGUGAAGAAUACGAAGUCAUAGGCGAGGUGAAAUAUAUUAUAA